AGGAAUACUCUUGGAUUGACGCUUGAAUAUUAAAAAAAAAAAUGCUUUCGGGAUCAACUAGCAGACCUCCAGAAACUCGUCGAGCUUUCCCCAGCACCGAUUCAAAGACUAGUCAGCCCAUCAUGAAAACCCACCGUCCAUUAAGAGUCUGCAACAACAGAGCCGCUGUCGCUGUCAAAAAGCCGCCGUUUCGCCGCCACGGCGCCCCAGUGACGUCGCCCCGUUGUGACCGAAUCCAGUCCUUCGCCACUCGUCAGCACAAUGACGACCACGACGACGACGACUCGAACCCAUUAUCCCCGUCUUCGUCAUCAUCGUUGUCAGAGGACAGUGCUUUCAGUAGUGAAGCGGAGAACAGCACUCCGAUGACGACCACUGGUUCCGGGAAGCGACACGAGAUGACGCUCGCAGCCGAGGAGAGAAUGACGACGACGACGACGACGACCAGCAAUAACAAGCCGAUUUUGAACAAGAAGCAGCGAUUGCUGGCGAGUCUGUGUGGUCCACUGCCUGGUGGUGGUGGUGACAAAAUGGAGAAUGUGAUGGUGCCAAAUAAUAAUAGCAAUAAUAGUCAUCCCUUCCGACCCUGGGAACACGGGGAUGAGGAGAAUCAUAAGAUGUCUGCUGUGUCUUAUUCUUGGCAUCAGCCUCAGCAGCAGCAGACACAACAUCAUCAUCAGGUGAUUCUGGUUCACCCUGGAAAGUGCUCGUCUCUCGUGAUUUGUCCUGCUGAAGGACGUGAUGGCUUGUCAGAUAGGCUUCAGGAAGAGCCCUUGGACCUGGGAGUGAAACACGUUGCUUCCCCGUCAUCCACUUCGUCCUACGAGUCUGCCAACAGCGGGUAUUUUAGCAGUGACUGGGACGUGCAACGAGUGGAUGAAACCCCGCAGCUGUGCUGGAGCAGUACUGGUCAACCGGGAAUUGCAGGGACCAAGUUCCGCCGGACGUCAACCAGAGCAAAGCAGCGCAAUUACAAAAGCAUGACUCGGGAGCGAAGAAUCGAAGCCAACGCCCGGGAACGGACCCGAGUUCACACCAUUUCAGCUGCCUUUGAAAACUUGCGAGCUGUCGUGCCCGUCUCACAAUCAUCUCCUUCUUCAUCAUCAACCUCAUCAUCAUCAUCAUCGUCAUCACCAAUAGCAUCAUCAUCAUCAUCAGCCGCAAAUCAAUCGUCUCAAAAACUGUCGAAAUUGGCCAUCCUCAAAAUCGCGUCGGCACAGGAAUUACUGAGGCGAAAUGUUUGA
Notodromas monacha is the source of this 1244-nucleotide messenger RNA. Lineage: Eukaryota; Metazoa; Arthropoda; Ostracoda; Podocopida; Cyprididae. The record is from the annotation of a GenBank genome assembly.